Artibeus jamaicensis (Jamaican fruit-eating bat) is the source of this 4780-nucleotide messenger RNA. It is a transcript of the gene ARHGEF9, whose product is annotated as Cdc42 guanine nucleotide exchange factor 9. The transcript is spliced from 10 exons. Gene Ontology annotation, molecular function: protein binding; guanyl-nucleotide exchange factor activity. The record is from RefSeq and is a predicted model, not a curated record. NCBI's taxonomy places the organism in Eukaryota, Metazoa, Chordata, Mammalia, Chiroptera, Phyllostomidae. Bases 354 to 1904 code for a protein of 516 amino acids.
CCUUUGGACCUUGCAACCAGCUGAGAUGUUUUUCUUGAGAAACCAGGUUGAACUGCACAGGAGGCCUCUGGAGGAUUUAUUGGACCACAGACUCUAUUUGUUCUUCUGAGGCAGGGAGGCCUGGAUGCAGCCCUGUGCUGAGUAUCUAAUGUGCGCAGGUAGUUUCUCUAUUUGAAUGUGGAGGAAAGCAGCUGCAGCUAGUGGAUGCUCCCUUGAUUCUGGACUCUUCCUUGAUUGUUCACUGUCCCUCCUGAACAUUCUCUUACACUUUGCACUGGAUUUUGCAUCGUCUCACUUGCUCUCCUCUGUGGCCCUGUGAAGCAGGUAGGGCAGGGAUUAUCUUCAUUUCACAGAUGACAAAGCUGAUCACUGGAGAUUCCAUCGUUAGUGCUGAGGCAGUAUGGGAUCACGUCACCAUGGCCAACCGGGAGUUGGCAUUUAAGGCUGGCGACGUCAUCAAAGUCUUGGAUGCUUCCAACAAGGAUUGGUGGUGGGGCCAGAUCGACGAUGAGGAGGGAUGGUUUCCUGCCAGCUUUGUGAGGCUCUGGGUGAACCAGGAGGAUGGGGUAGAGGAAGGGCCCAGUGAUGUGCAGAAUGGGCACCUGGACCCCAACUCAGACUGCCUCUGUCUGGGCCGGCCACUGCAGAACCGGGACCAGAUGCGGGCCAAUGUCAUCAAUGAAAUCAUGAGCACUGAGCGCCAUUACAUCAAGCACCUCAAGGACAUUUGUGAGGGCUACCUGAAGCAGUGCCGAAAGAGAAGGGACAUGUUCAGCGAUGAGCAACUGAAGAUCAUCUUUGGGAACAUUGAAGACAUCUACAGGUUUCAAAUGGGCUUUGUGAGAGACCUGGAGAAGCAGUACAACAAUGACGACCCCCACCUCAGCGAGAUAGGACCCUGCUUCCUGGAGCACCAAGAUGGAUUCUGGAUAUACUCUGAAUACUGUAACAACCACCUGGACGCCUGCAUGGAGCUCUCCAAGCUGAUGAAGGACAGCCGCUAUCAGCACUUCUUUGAGGCUUGUCGCCUCUUGCAGCAAAUGAUCGACAUUGCUAUUGAUGGUUUCCUUUUGACUCCAGUCCAGAAGAUCUGCAAGUAUCCCUUACAGCUGGCUGAGCUCCUCAAGUAUACCGCCCAAGACCAUAGUGACUACAGGUAUGUGGCAGCUGCUCUGGCUGUCAUGAGAAAUGUGACUCAGCAGAUCAAUGAACGCAAGCGGCGUUUGGAGAAUAUCGACAAGAUCGCCCAGUGGCAGGCCUCUGUCCUGGACUGGGAGGGUGAGGACAUCCUAGACAGGAGCUCAGAGCUGAUCUACACCGGGGAGAUGGCCUGGAUCUACCAGCCGUAUGGCCGCAACCAGCAGCGGGUCUUCUUCCUGUUUGACCACCAGAUGGUCCUCUGCAAGAAGGACCUGAUUCGGAGAGACAUCCUAUACUACAAAGGCCGCAUUGACAUGGAUAAAUAUGAGGUAGUUGACAUCGACGAUGGCCGAGACGAUGACUUUAAUGUCAGCAUGAAGAACGCUUUUAAGCUUCACAACAAGGAGACUGAAGAGGUACACCUGUUCUUUGCCAAGAAGCUGGAGGAGAAGAUACGCUGGCUCAGGGCUUUCAGAGAAGAGAGGAAGAUGGUACAGGAAGAUGAAAAAAUUGGCUUUGAAAUUUCUGAAAACCAGAAGAGACAGGCUGCAAUGACUGUGAGAAAAGUCUCUAAGCAAAAAGGUGUCAACUCUGCCCGCUCAGUUCCUCCUUCCUACCCACCACCGCAGGACCCAUUAAACCAGGGCCAGUACCUCGUCCCUGAUGGCAUCGCUCAGUCGCAGGUCUUUGAGUUCACCGAACCCAAGCGCAGCCAGUCACCAUUCUGGCAAAACUUCAGCAGGUUAACCCCCUUCAAAAAAUAAUACCUACAGGGAGGCAGAUAAUUUUAAAAUAAAUAAAAUUAUAUUUAUAGAUGGACCUUUUUUCGGAGAAGCACUGUUGAAAUUUAUAUAUAUAUAUAUACACAUAUAUAUAUGGACAUAUACACACACAGCGACCCUUGAGUGUACACACACACACACACACACACACACACACACACACACACAUGCAUACAAGGACCAAAAACCGUUUUCUGUUGUUUUUGGGAAGUGAAAUCUAUAGUUGGUAGGAAGAGGUACCAAUGACUUCCAGACAUGUGAUCCCUUCUUAAAAGUUUUUUGUUGUUCUUAUUCUGUCCCCUUCCCCUUUACUUUCAGAAAUCAACACUUCUAUUUGUUCCUUCUCUUGUUGAGAUAAUCUUUUUGCUCUCCUGUGAGUGCUUCAAACUGACUUGUCACGAUUACCAUAGAUGUGUUUGUAUUGGUUUUCCCCUUUCCUGAUGAUAUUGAUGCUGAUUACUUUUGAAUUUACUUUAAUGUGGUGGGGUUUGGGAGUUUGGCAUUUUUUCCCUUUUACUUUUUACUAGGUAAAGGGAGGGUCUCCUUUCUCCUCUCUUACCAGCUGACCAUCUAUCUGCGAAUGUUUCUGCUGCCCUGCAGUUGCCCCAAACAGCCUUUCCCCUGCAUCUUCUGUUCUCAGUCGUGCGAGUCUGGACGUGCUCUGUCGUGCCUGUGACAUACCGCUCAAUAUUUCUAUUGCUUUCACUGUGUUGUAGAGGGAUCGAAACCAAACAGAAGUAAGGGAGUGUCAGACUAUAAUGAUGCUGGAGACAACAUCCGUUCAGGGAAUAUUCUGUAUCUGGGCUGUUUCUUCUCCUAGCACUGGGGUUUCCCAUGAUGCAGUGCUGCUGAGUCAUGACAGUUUUGUAUCUGGCAUGUAGUUUGGCAAAUUCUGCUCUUCUUCCAGAUGCUUUGGUUAUGGUUUUCCUUCUAAGCCUGUCCCUCUCCUAACCUAAAAGAUCUGAACCGAAGCAAACAGGCUGAGUCUCUCUGCCUCCCGAGGGAGGAAUCCAACUGCCUCCUGGACCAAGUAGGUUUAAGACAGGGCUCCCCUCUGCAGUCAGUCCGAAAGCCCAGUCGUCCCUGUUUCCAUUUGCAGAUUGUUUAGGCAGCAUCAAUAGGUAUCUACAAAGGGGUAAGGACAGAGUCUACCCUACCCGACCAAGGUCAUCGGCUGCCUUGAAAUUAUUGACCUGGACAAGAUCCAAGGCCGACAGUCACCCCUUACAGGGAAGCACAGGGAUGGGUAUGGAAAGAGACAGCCUUGGCCCGGAAUGCGUACGUGCAGUUCCUACCAUUCAAGUGAUUUGCGACUUCCCCCAUUGUUAGCAGAUUGCAUGGACAAUCUUCCAUGGCCCUUGCCCUCUUCCUGUCUUUCUUCUUUCUCCUGCUCUGCUGGCACAGGAGGAUUGCUGGUAUUAACAUAGUUAAAGCACUUCUGGCACUUGAAGAAGGCCCUGUUUCCAGCAUUCUCCCAUCUCAAGACAUUUGAAGCAAGUAAGGACCCCAGGGAGACUUUUCCCUAUGGAGAAAGGAUCUGAAACCGCGAUCCUAUACUUAGGCUCCCUUUUGGCAGAAUUUCGCUUGAGUAAAACUAACUUCUCCCACAAAGAGUUUCCUGUGGGUGCAAGAGUAUUGGCUUCUCCUCCCCCACAUGGCCCAUUGGGUGGAUAGACCUUGAACAGCAAGAAGAAUGGAGGACAGAGGAGUGAGGAUUGACUUUGCUCUGGAGCACCACUCUAGUGAGGAGUCUGGACAUUGUGAGUCUGUCCGGGACCCUGUGGAAGACUUCAUCAUGAAAGGACCUCAGCUUACUGAGCACCGGCCAUGGCUAUGUGGGGCUCUCAGUGUAGCUGGCUUGAUUGCCGCUCUGUGUUUCCUGACCCAGGCCUGGGGAUUUUUUUUCUCUGUGGGCAUCAAAUUACAAGCUGUUUCAGCUUCCAUUCCACCACACCCAGAGCAGACUUUUGGAGUGAGCCAAGGAUAAGUAAGCUUGAGCUGGGCAGAGGGUCGGGGCUCGGGACCGGCCACCUCUAUUCUGCACAUAACCUAGCUUCUUAAGCCCUCUUGGCAAGGAACCAGGUACGCAGUGCCUAAGACAGAAAGACCUCCCUGGCAAGCAGAAUAUGUGUCAGCAGCUCUGCAGGCCUCCCGUGAAUGUAUGUUCUUUCCUACUUGCCAUUCCUCUCCACUAGCCUUGGCCUUGGUGUCUUUCACCAGGGUCUUACAGCCCACAAAGAGGGGAUGCUUAGACAAGUCCCUGGACCUCCAGCAUCUCUUGGGCAACCUCCCUUUUCCCCGUGCUCCCUUGGGCCUGUACCCAACGCUAUAGGAUCAGGGAUAUCAGCACCCACCCCUCAUCCAUCCAUCUCUCAUCCACUCAACCCACUGGCCUCGCCAGAUGUCAGUAACUUGUGAAAACAACACAUCAGUUCAUCCUUGGUUGUAGUGUUCCCCCAGCCUAUGGCAGCAAAUCAAACCAGCGGCCAGCAGCCCCAUGGGGAGCCCCCCUUAUCUGGGCUCAUGCUCCCAGCCUAUCCUGUGUUCUGACAGCAGUGCUAUCCCCAAGAACUGUGUAAAUCUUCGUUUCUGCAUGGCCCUGAGCUCCCUUUCCCUCAGCUCAAUGAGGCCUGGAUUUGCUCUUUAAAAGGCUUUGCUGAUGUGUUCUGUGGGCCCUGCUGUGGGAUGGUCCUAACACAGAAUUCCAACUCCUCUUUCCCUCUCCCUCUCCCCGCUUCUCUUUCUGUGUAUAUCUGUAAUGGAUUUAUAAGGACAGCAACAAGAGAGUUCUAGCAAUUCUAGUGUAAAGCCAAAUAGUGAUCUUUUAGUGCUCUGGGGCUGGGGGGGGUGCUGGGGUG